Zalophus californianus (California sea lion) is the source of this 513-nucleotide messenger RNA. Its product is annotated as ER lumen protein-retaining receptor 3-like. NCBI's taxonomy places the organism in Eukaryota, Metazoa, Chordata, Mammalia, Carnivora, Otariidae. Bases 1 to 513 code for a protein of 170 amino acids. Gene Ontology annotation, cellular component: cis-Golgi network; endoplasmic reticulum; membrane. The transcript is spliced from 2 exons. Gene Ontology annotation, molecular function: ER lumen protein retrieval receptor activity. Gene Ontology annotation, biological process: protein retention in ER lumen; endoplasmic reticulum to Golgi vesicle-mediated transport. The record is from RefSeq and is a predicted model, not a curated record.
AUGGCAGAGACUUGUGCUUUUAUUCGGAGUGAAAUGAGCGCCAUGAACAAAGUGAUCACAAAGCCAAGCUUGGGUAUCAACGUUGUAUGGCACUUCUUGGUGAUAAAGGGAUUUCGGAAAACAUUUGACAGUGAGAAUGACACAUUCCGCCUGGAGUUUCUUCUGGUCCCCGUCAUUGGUCUCUCCUUCCUUGAGAAUUACAGUUUUACUCCCCUGGAGGUCCUCUGGACUUUCUCUGUCUACCUGGAAUCAGCGGCCAUCCUGCCCCAGCUCUUCAUGAUCAGUAAAACUGGAGAGGCUGAGGCCAUUACUACUUACUACCUGUUCUUUCUUGGGUUGUACGGGUCACUCUACCUGGCUAACUGGAUCAGGCGGUAUCAGACUGAGAACUUCUAUGACCAAAUUGCAGUGGUGUCUGGAGUAGUACAAACCAUCUUCUACUGUGACUUCUUCUACUUGUAUGUGACCAAAGUCCUUAAAGGAAAGAAGUUAAGUCUUCCAAUGCCAAUUUGA